AUGGUGACAACACGACGAUUUUCACUUGAGCCGAAUGGUAAGUUCAAGGGUAAGACGAUAGGAUUUAGGCACUUGCAGUGUCUGCUCAUAUCCUUGGGCUUCAGUUUGCUCUUCGCCAUGCGUGUAAAUCUCUCUGUGGCCAUUGUGGCUAUGAUGGACAAUAAGGGCUCGAAUCCAGACUUUACGGAAUACCAUUGGUCACAGCAGACGAAAUCACAUAUACUGAGCAGCUUCUUCUGCGGUUACAUUUUAGUGCAAAUACCGGCCGGUGGUUGGGCGCGUCGCUUCGGUGGACGCUUACUACUGCUGCUCAGUGUCACGCUUAGCAGCAUUUUCGCACUAAUCACACCGCUUAGUGUCAGUUUGGGCGGUUGGCAACUGUUAUGUAUGCUGCGCUUCUGUCAGGGUCUGUGUCAAGGCGUUACGCUGCCGACCAUAGCAACGCUGAUGUCCAAAUGGGCACCGAUUGAGGAGCGUAGUGCCUUACAAACUUAUUGCUAUUCGGGCGCUCAGUUGGGUAUAGUGGUGAUGUUGGCCACCAGCGGUGUGCUUUGCUCCUCAUCGUGGGGUUGGCCGAGCACUUUCUACCUACCCGGUUUGUUGGGUUUAGUUUGGUCGGGCCUGUGGCUAGUGUUCGGUGCAAGCACACCACGCCAUUGCAAGCACAUUUCGGCGGGUGAGCGUGCCAUGAUCGAGGAGUCGUUGGGUCACGACACCAAGAGCGCUGAAUUCGCUAAAACACAUGCUGUGCCGUGGAAGCAAAUAUUUACGUCGAAACCAUUUUUGGUGUUGAUCUUCAAUCAUUGUACAAAUAAUUGGUGUUUCUGGACGUUGCUCACACAAAUACCGUCGUACAUUAACAGCGUACUCGGCAAGGACAUCAAGAGUAAUGCUUUGCUCUCGUCGCUGCCUUACAUAACUAUGUUGGCAUUAUCUAUGAUCUGCUGCCCGCUAGCGAGUUGGCUGGAGAAAUCGAAAUUGCUGAAUGCAACCGUGAGUCGGAAGAUCUUUAAUACCAUCGGUCAGUGGAUACCGGUCGUCACGCUUGUGUCGCUCGGCUAUCUGCAGCCAGAGCAAGGCGAUUUGGCAAUCAUUUUGUUAACCGUAACUGUUGCCAUCAAUACAAUUGGCCACUUCGGCUACGCGGUGAACCAUCUGGACUUGGCGCCCAACUUCGCCGGCACGCUUAUGGGCAUAGUCAACUGUUCGGCUAAUGUGAUGAGUAUCAUAGCGCCGUUGGUGGUGGGUUACAUCGUCACCGAUACGACAAACGUCUAUCAGUGGCGCAUAAUUUUCACAGUGGCUGGCGGCAUGAGCUUUUCGGGCAAUCUGAUGUUCUUGAUUUUUGGUACCGCCAAACAGCAGCCAUGGAAUAACCCACCACAAAUCGUGCAGGAAGCAGAACCUCUCAAGAGUUUAGGCGUCGAUGCAAAGCAGUUGGAAAGAGAGCAAGAGAAGGUUUGAGCGACGUGUUUGAUAACGGUUCAGUAUUGUAAUUAGUUUAUAAUUAAUCUUAAU
Molecule: messenger RNA, 1518 nt
Organism: Bactrocera tryoni
Lineage: Eukaryota; Metazoa; Arthropoda; Insecta; Diptera; Tephritidae
Product: putative inorganic phosphate cotransporter
Exons: 3
Coding region: 1-1464 (487 amino acids)
Biological process (GO): monoatomic anion transport; transmembrane transport
Cellular component (GO): plasma membrane
Molecular function (GO): transmembrane transporter activity
Source: RefSeq, a predicted model, not a curated record